AUGAUCCAGAAAGGUGGAGACCAGAGAAGUCACAGUAACAUCUGGCGCUCUGUGUUUGCUGAAUUCAAGUACGACAUGAUGAAAGAGUGUGUUGUGGUAGAAGUGGUUGUUCUUUUAGAGAUUGAAUUGUCUAAUUAUGUUCCCUCAACACAGCAGAUCCUCGACAAAGCCAAUGACUACACGCAGGAGCUCAACGGCAAAUGUCAGAGAGCUGCAGUACCAGAUGCUGAAGAACAAAGUCCAGAGCCUGCAGGAAAGCCUUGUAUGACUCAUCUAGCACACUCACUGCUUCUUGUACGUUUUGAACCUCACACUGUGUUUAAUACGAUACAGUAUUCCUUUAUUUUUGUACUGUUUUUCUCCUUUCUUUUAGUAAGUACAGAAGUGACCCCUGUUUGCCCAAAAGGAUGCGAGUUGUGUUCAGAGUACAACGGGUGCCUCAAGUGUUUACCCAAACUCUUCAUCCUCCUGGAGAGAAAUGACAUACGACAGAUAGGCAUAUGCUUACCAUCCUGUCCUGUGGGAUAUUUCGGAGUUCGGAAUCCAGAAAUGAACAAAUGCACCAAAUGUAAAAUAGACAAUUGUGAGGCCUGUUUCAGUAGAAAUUUUUGCACAAAAUGUAAGGAAGGCUUGUUUUUACACAAAGGGAGAUGUUACUCCAGCUGUCCUGAAGGCUUCGCUGCCCUUAACGGAACGAUGGAGUGUAGCAGCGUUGUACAAUGUGAACUUGGAGAGUGGGGGUCCUGGGGGCCUUGCACAAAGAAGGGCAAGCUGUGUGGGUUUAAGAAGGGCUCUCAGAACAGGACCAGGGAAGCUCUGCAGCCGCCCCCGGCAGAGCCGUCACUGUGCCCCCCAGAGACAGAGAGCCGGACAUGCACAGUGCAGAAAAAGCCAUGCGCCAAAGGAGGUAAAAACAAAAAGGAAAAGAAAGAAGAACAAGGGAAUAAUAAAGAUAACGGGAGGAACAGAAACAACAAAGAAACGAAAGAAGGUAAACCAGGCAGCAGCAAGAGGAGGAAAGGCCAGCAGAGGGGGACGGCAGCCCCAACAACCACUCCCAGCGUCACCCAGUAAAACCCACGGCAGAGCUGCUAUGCAUGAAACUGCUUUUUUGAACCGGAGCAUUGCUGAAAACACCCCAGGCAACGGCUUAUAUUCCACAUUGAAUAUGCAAUAGUGGUGUGCAAAGGACUUCAUCGAUGAAGGCGACGCUCACACAAGAGAUGUACAGUGUUAAUAUCAAAAUAUAUAAUGGGCGAAAUUCAAGUCAGUUGUGGUGAUUUCUUUUGAUAGACGAAGUACACAGGAAUCUCCCAUUAGCUGGGCUCUGGGAGACCUUCCUUUAACCCAGUAGGAUUCUUGCCUUAAGACCACUGUUCGUGAUCCGCGGUCUCCCUCUUCCUCUUUCUGUUUGUGAUGUUGACGCAGUACUGGAGGUACACAAUAGAUGGCAGCAGCGGUCAGCCGCCACAAGUCUUGAUUUUCUAGAGGAAACUCAUUUGUAACGUGUUAACAAAAUAGCUUCCUAACACAUGCAAAUGUGUUUCUGUAUUAUUAUUAUUAUUAUUAUUAUUAUUAUUAUUAUUAUAUAGAUAUAUUUUUUGCAGUUUAUUGUUUCAAACUGUAUGACCUAAACAUAAAGAAUAUGUUAAAACCUAUAGCCUGACCUGUUGUCAGAAGAAAAUAUAAUUAAACUGUUUAUUUCAAAUAAAGCGUUGUUCUGUUGAAAAAGUAGUUUGCAUGAUGAUCCAUGUGAAAAUGUAAAGGCGGCUGGGGGAUCUUCCAAAAUAACAAAUAUAAAACAUAAAGUCCUUACAUAAUGAAAAAGAAGUUAGACAAGCACACUGAGCACAACUGUAUUCAAGUUAAGAUUUACAGAUACAUGCAUCGGCUUUUGGUCUUUUCAUAAAUAAAAAGAAAUGUUACAGA
Polyodon spathula (Mississippi paddlefish) is the source of this 1929-nucleotide messenger RNA. It is a transcript of the gene rspo1, whose product is annotated as R-spondin 1. The transcript has 7 exons. The coding region runs from base 1 to 1074 and encodes 357 amino acids. The record is from RefSeq and is a predicted model, not a curated record. NCBI's taxonomy places the organism in Eukaryota, Metazoa, Chordata, Actinopteri, Acipenseriformes, Polyodontidae.